Racocetra fulgida is the source of this 786-nucleotide messenger RNA. Lineage: Eukaryota; Fungi; Glomeromycota; Glomeromycetes; Diversisporales; Gigasporaceae. The record is from the annotation of a GenBank genome assembly.
AUGAAUCGUCUCUUUGGGACUUCUAAAAAGGCACCAAAGCCAACAUUGAACGAUGCUAUUGUCGCGACGGACGGCAGAGUUUCUGCGGUUGAGGUUAAGAUAAAGAAACUUGAUGGAGAAUUGGCAAAAUAUAAAGAUCAAAUGAAAAAAAUGAGAGAGGGACCGGGAAAAAGUCAACGCGACCAACUUCAACAACAAUCCUUCAAUAUGGAACAGGCAAGUUUUACGACCGAGAAUUUGCGAAAUGUGGCUACAACCGUUGAUGCAAUGCAAUUAGCAAAUAAAGAAAUGCAAAAACAAUAUAAGAAAAUUGACAUAAACAAAAUAGAGAGUGUUCAAGACGAUAUGGAAGAUUUGAUGGAACAAGCUAAUGAAAUACAAGAAACGCUCGGUAGAACAUAUGGACUUCCCGAGGAUAUCGAUGAAGAAGAAUUGGAAGCAGAAUUGGAGGCACUGGAUGAUGAAUUAAAUUUCGAAGAGGAAGAAGAGCCGUCAUAUUUACAGGAGACACCAGAAUUACUAAAUUCAGGAGUGGAUCCAUUAUCUAAACGAUAUUGUACAAGAUCAGCGAUAGUGAUAAGUUUUAAAUUAUGUUCAUCUGCAAAUGCACGACAAUCAUCGCGACGUGCCAUUUGCCCAUCCUCUUUUACCAAUUCACAGAUAACGCCAACGGGUCUAUUAAAAUCACUUGCUGUGAUGGUUGGAUUAGCAAGUGAACGUGCUGUCAAUGCACGAUCAUGUGCUGAUAUACCAGUCGUAGUAUCUGCACAAAUUAAUCUUAUUUAA